AUGAGGUUGAUAUCACUUCUCACGUUUUUCGUCGCCUUUUUGGCGCCGCUGGCGUCCGCUAUCAAGCUCCUCGAAUCCAAUGCGUUGAAUGUGUGCAUGGAAAGUAGUAAUUUCACUGCGACAUAUUUCAACGUCGUUUUCUACCCCGGAAACAACUCGCUCACGAUCGGUUUCGAUGGUGUCUCCUAUAUCUCCGGCAAGGUCGUGGCCGACAUGACCCUGACGGCUUAUGGUUACAAGGCUUAUUCGAGUACUAUUGACCCCUGCUCAAUUGAGGGCAUGGGUAUGUGCCCGAUGGCUCCUGGUCCCAUUGACUUGGGCCCAGUCUCGCUCUCGCUUCCCGAGGGCACAUCUAAAAAUGUUCCAGGCAUCGCCUAUACCGUUCCUGAUCUCGAUGCGAACGUGCAGAUUGUGAUCAAGAAGAAGGACACUGGUGAGAAGAUUGCCUGUGUGGAGGCUUCGCUUUCCAAUGGCAAGAGUGUAUACCAGUUGGGUGUGGCUUGGGUGACUGCGAUCAUCUCAGGUUUGGGUCUGGCAGCAUCCGCCAUCACCUCCGGUCUCGGUCAUUCCAACACGGCCGCUCACGUUGCGGCGAACGCGCUCUCUCUCUUCGGCUUUAUGCAGGGCCAGGCCAUGAUUGGCAUGAUCUCGGUUCACAUGCCUCCAAUUGUUGAAUCGUGGACCCAAAACUUCCAGUGGAGUAUGGGUAUUAUCCACGUUACUUUCUUGCAAACAAUUUGUACUUGGUAUCAGCGCGCAACGGGUGGUACUCCCUCGACUGUCCUCUCGCAGCUGGGUGACACCUCCGUGGAAGUCCUCAAGCGUCGCAAGCGUGACUUCAUCGACCCUGCGAUCAACCUGAUGAGGCGAGCUACCAGUCUCAUCUCCAAACGUGAUAGCUCGAGCCAAAAGCUCAUUGUGGUUCGGGGUAUCGAACGUGUCGGAUUCCGUGCCAACAUUGAAGAGACCAACAUCUUCUUGACCGGUCUGAUUUUCUUCGUCGUCUUCGUCUGCUUGGUGGUCAUCAUCGUUACCUCCUUCAAGGGUAUCUGCGAGUUGCUCGUCAAGCAUGGCAAGAUGAAGAGUGACAAGUUCCAGGACUUCCGUAACGGCUGGAAGGUUGUCACUCGCGGCAUUCUAUUCCGUCUCACUUUGAUUGGUUUCCCUCAAAUGACCGUUCUCUGCCUGUGGGAGUUCACUCAGCGUGACUCGGCUGCCGAGGUUGUCCUGGCUGUGGUUAUGAUUCUGUCUCUGCUUGUUGCCCUUGGCUGGGCCGCUCAAAAGGUCAUUCGCCUAGCGAAGCGCUCCGUCACUAUGCACAAGAACCCGGCUUACAUCUUGUACUCUGACCCUGCGGCCUUGAACAAGUGGGGCUUCUUGUAUGUGCAGUACCGCGCAACGGCAUACUACUUUGUCGUCCCCUACUUGGCCUAUAUCUUUGUCAAGGGUAUGUUCAUCGGUCUCAGCCAGCCUGCCCCAGUCGUUCAGACUGUCGCUUUGUUGAUCCUCGAGGCUGCCAUGCUGGUCGCUGUCUGUGUGAUGCGCCCGUGGAUGGACAAGAAGACCAACAUUUACAACAUCUCGAUCGCCAGUGUCAACUUCCUCAACGCCAUCUUCCUGCUGGUCUUCUCGGAUGUUUUCAACCCCCCUGGCAUGAUGAUCGGUGUUAUGGGAGUCGUCUUCUUCGUUUAUAAUGCCGCCUUCGCCCUGGUUCUGCUCGUUCUCGUCCUGAUCGCCUCGGUCUACGCUGUCGUGUCCAAGAACCCCGAUACCCGCUACCAGCCUAUGCGCGAUGACCGUGGCUCUUUCAUCAAGUCUCAGACCCAGCUGACCACCGAGCUGGAUGCUCUUGGUGCUACCGCUCGUGGCGACGUUAAGAAUGGCAACGGCUAUCACCAGAACCCAUUCGAUGACGAUACCGCUUCCAUCUCCAGCGGUACCGGCGUGACCGGUCACCACCACAACAACCUCGAUGCUGCUAACAGCGCUCAGAACCUGAACCGUCACCAGGCUCCUCCCUCACCCGUCGAUCCGUCGGUGCCACUGUUCCCCAGCAAUGCCUCGACCCACUCGGCCAACCGGGGGCCACCCCCAGGCUAUGACCAGUAUGGUCGAUCCGCAUCACCCGCGCCACGGAGCUACGAUAAUGCCCCCGUGGGCGCGUCCGCGCUAGCAACCAACUACAGAGCACAAAACAACGCCAGUCCCUGGCAAAGGGGUGCUGGUUACGACCACUAG
Penicillium cataractarum is the source of this 2238-nucleotide messenger RNA. RefSeq names its product transient receptor potential ion channel family protein. Gene Ontology annotation, biological process: transmembrane transport; fungal-type cell wall biogenesis. The record is from RefSeq and is a predicted model, not a curated record. The transcript has 2 exons. Bases 1 to 2238 code for a protein of 745 amino acids. Lineage: Eukaryota; Fungi; Ascomycota; Eurotiomycetes; Eurotiales; Aspergillaceae.